Messenger RNA from Parnassius apollo (apollo), 447 nucleotides. The record is from the annotation of a GenBank genome assembly. Lineage: Eukaryota; Metazoa; Arthropoda; Insecta; Lepidoptera; Papilionidae.
AUGCGGCGUACUCCACCAGUGGCGGGUGCCGAUUGCUGGGUCUGCGAAGACCCUGCCGACACCAAGCAAGCUGGUGGGGAUGAUGGAUGCGAGGGGCUGCUGGGUGGUCGUGCAGCACCUCGCGCUCGGCUGGCGGUUCGCAUGCUGUCGCGUCCAGCGCCAGCUCCAGACGCGCCCUGGCGACCUCCAGGCAGCGGCCCUUUGCGCAAUCUUCUUUGUUCCAUCAUCCAUACAGGGCGUCAUUUAACGGGAGACGCCCAGACCCGGCGCCGUUUCAUGGUGAGGCCAUAUGCACAAGCGGGCCCUUGCACCAUCAAUUUUUGCCAAGGCACGGCGCUCACACCUCUUGGCAAGGUGCUGACUGACUGCGCGGACGUAGCGGUUUUGUCACAUAACCGUCACGUCAGCGGGCGAUGGGGUCGUCACUUCCCUACGCCUUUAUUAUAA